AUGCCUAAAGAAACGAAGUAUUAUGAGAUGCUGGGGAUCUCGCACACCUUACAGGGCGAGGAGUUCCAAGCAAAGUUAAGGACUUGCUACAAGAAAGCUGCACUCCGAUUCCACCCUGACAAGAACAAGGGCGACGAUGCUGCAGCCGAGAAAUUCAAGGAAGUCUCAAAGGCGUACGAAGUUCUCAAAGAAGACCGAUCACGAAUGAUAUACGACCAAUAUGGUGAAGAAGGUCUUGAGCAGCAAGGUGGUAUGCCUGGUGGCGGUAUGGCUGCGGAAGAUUUAUUCGCACAAUUCUUCGGUGGCAGUGGCUUUGGUGGUGGUCUGGGUGGUAUGUUUGGUGGUGGCAUGAGGGAUACAGGCCCAAAGAAAGCACGCACGAUUCACCACGUCCACAAAGUCUCCCUCGAGGAUAUCUACAAGGGCAAAAUUUCGAAACUUGCGCUACAGAAAUCCAUAAUUUGUCCUGGUUGUGAUGGUCGAGGAGGUAAAGAGGGCGCAGUCAAGAAAUGUGCAGGCUGCGACGGUCAAGGUGUCAAGACUAUGCUGCGACAAAUGGGUCCUAUGAUCCAACGUUUUCAGACAGUUUGCUCGGAUUGCCAAGGAGAGGGCGAGACCAUGCGGGAUAAGGACCGCUGCAAACGCUGCCAGGGCAAGAAGACAGUCGUGGAAAGGAAAGUGCUGCAUGUUCACGUCGACAAAGGUGUCAAGAAUGGUCACAAGAUCGACUUCCGAGGAGAAGGCGAUCAAAUGCCUGGAGUACUUCCUGGUGACGUCCAAUUUGAGAUCGAACAGAAACCACAUGCACGAUUUCAGAGAAAAGACGACGAUCUUUUCUACCACGCCGAGAUCGAUCUUCUGACCGCAAUCGCUGGUGGUCAAAUCUACAUCGAACAUCUCGACGACCGCUGGCUGACAGUAAAUAUCUUCCCUGGAGACCCAAUUACGCCAGGUGCAGUCAAAGUCAUCAAGGGUCAAGGUAUGCCGUCUCUGAGACAUCAUGACCAUGGCAACCUUUACAUUCAGUUCGACGUCAAGUUCCCGGACAAGACACAAUUACAGAAUCUGCACCUGCUUGAGCAAGUCCUUCCACCACGAAUACACCAACAGGCUCCGUCUCCAGACGCUAUGCAAGAAGACUUCGAUUUAGAGGAUGUUGAUCCUCGAAACCAAGCUCGUGCGCAAGGAGCAGCAUAUGGCGAAGAUGAAGAAGAUGAGAUGCAUCCUGGUGCUGAGCGCGUACAGUGUGCUUCGCAGUAA
Messenger RNA from Lithohypha guttulata, 1260 nucleotides. RefSeq names its product Type I HSP40 co-chaperone (gene YDJ1). NCBI's taxonomy places the organism in Eukaryota, Fungi, Ascomycota, Eurotiomycetes, Chaetothyriales, Trichomeriaceae. The transcript has 3 exons. Gene Ontology annotation, cellular component: cytosol; nucleus; cytoplasm. Gene Ontology annotation, molecular function: Hsp70 protein binding. Gene Ontology annotation, biological process: protein refolding. The record is from RefSeq and is a predicted model, not a curated record. Bases 1 to 1260 code for a protein of 419 amino acids.